GGUUAAGGGUAUUUUCUUAGUAUAACAAAAUAAUGGAGGCCAAAACGUAUAUACAAUGAAAUUUGGGAGGCAGAAUGUACUUCACCCAUUUUCAGACUUGAUCACCUUCUUCAACAUGAACAUCAUCAGAUAAUCGAAUUCAUUUGGGCCAGGAAUCAAGAAAUCACGUUCUUCUUCAUUGUAUUUUUUGUAGCAUUUGAUUUUGCUCGUGAUGUUAACUCAAGCAAUUUCAAUUCGGAAGGCCCAGAUUAGCUUGAGACUUCAGUGAUGGCUUCCUCCGCCGUCGAUUCACCGUUGUUGUCAAACUCCGACAUAGUCGAAGGAAACGUUGACUUCAAAGGCCGACAGGUCAGGCGGUCCGAAUCCGGUAGAUGGAGAUCAGCUUCUUUCAUCAUAGGUGUGGAGAUGGCGGAGAGAUUUGCUUAUUCUGGAAUUAGCGCGAAUUUGAUUACUUACUUGACGGGCCCACUUGGUCAGUCCACUGCCGCCGCCGCCAAGAAUGUAAAUGCUUGGGACGGCACGGCGGCGCUUCUGCCACUUGCUGGUGCUUUUAUCGCCGACUCAUUUCUCGGUCGUUACUGCACCAUUAUCGUCGCUUCGGUGCUCUAUAUCCUGGCACUUGGUUCAUUGACUCUCUCAGCUACCCUGCCCAUCUUCAAGUCAUGUGAGUAUCAGGUUGCUCCUAACGUCCUGGCAUGUUCUCCUGCCGAGAUUCAAGUUGCCAUUUUCUUCUUUUCGUUGUAUCUAGUAGCAAUAGCGCAAGGAAUGCACAAGCCGUGUGUCCAGGCAUUUGGAGCAGACCAGUUUGAUGGACAAAAUCCGGAAGAGGCUAAAGCCAAAAGCUCGUUCUUUAACUGGUGGUAUCUUUCUAUGUGUGCGUCUAUAACAGUCACUUUGGUGAUUUUGACCUAUAUUCAGGAAAAUUUUAGCUGGGGCCUCGGGUUUGGAAUCCCAUGUCUUGUCAUGCUAAUUGCUCUAAUCUUGUUUUUGCUUGGAACAAAUACUUACCGGUUCCACGUUCAGUGUGAUGAAAGCAACCCGUAUCUGAGGAUUGUCCGAGUAUUUAUUAGAGCCGCUAAGAAUUGGAGGACCACUCCUUCCGAGCUGGAGCGGCAGAGAGUUCAUUCCUAUCUAGGUUCUCAACAUUUGAAAUUUCUCAACCAAGCAUUGUUAGGACCAGAUGGUUCACGUGAACAAGGGGAAGUAUGUAAUAUCAGUGAGGUUGAAGAAGCAAAAGCAGUUGUUAGGCUAUUUCCAAUAUUGGCAACAUGUUUGGUUUACGGAAUCGUAUAUUCACAAUCAUCCACUUUAUUUACCAAGCAAGGAGUUACAAUGGAUAGAUAUAUUGGUCAGAACUUUCAAGUACCUGCUGCUUCACUUCAAUCUCUCAUCACUUUGUCCAUAGUUGUGUUUGUGCUUCUCUAUGACCGUAGUUUGGUUCCUAUUGCUCGAGCUGUAACUGGGAAACCUUCAGGUAUAACAAUGCUUCAGCGAAUUGGUACUGGAUUAUUGCUCUCAUGUCUCACCAUGAUUAUAGCUGCUUCUGUCGAGAAAAAGCGCCUCAAUAUUGCUCAAAAUUAUGCAUUGGUUGAUGAACCAAAUGCACCAGUUCCUCUGAGUAUAGUAUGGUUGAUACCGCAGUAUUUGUUCUUGGGAGUUUCUGAAUCACUUACUAUGGUUGGUUUGCAAGAAUUUUUCUACAAUCAGGUGCCGAGCGGGUUGAAAAGUACUGGUCUUGCUCUGUAUCUCAGCAUCUUUGGGGUAGGAGGGUUUCUUAGCAGCUUUCUGAUCUCUGUGAUUGAGAAAGCUACAGGUGGACAAGGUAGUGACAGUUGGUUUUCUGAUAACUUGAAUAAGGCACACCUUGAUUAUUUUUACUGGCUGCUCGCCGGACUAAGUGCCGUAGCAUUCAUAGCAUUUCUUCUUGUGGCGAAGUCUUAUUCCUAUAAUUGAGCUUGCACCUGUCAAUAUCUGAGCAGAAAGUUGAAAAUGAAACUCUUUCGACAUUCCAAAGAGGUGGCAAUGUUUCUUGUUUCACAAAAAGGAAAUGUUGUACUGGCUUGGAGCCCUUCAAAAUGAGGAAUUAAGAUCGGUUUGGUUCUGGUGGUGACGAAGUUUGUAACCAUUACAGGGAAUCGCAUUGUCUCCAGCGGAGGCCCUGGGAUGUAUCCCCUUGAUUGCCUUGGAAGUCAAGCUGAUUAGCUGAACCUCAACCAGGAGAUGAUCAAUGUACCUAUUCUGAGUGCGGAAUUCUUGAAGUUGGGCCCUAUAUAUCACUGUAUACUGUAUACUGUAUGUAAAUUUUGCCCUUUAGAACUGUUAUAUCUAUAGCAUCAUAUGUUAAUUUCUGUCUGCUCCAAUUAUUGAAACAAACCUUAUGUAGUUCGAAACCAGAUAUCAAUCUGAGAGAUUCUUUAUAGUUUAUUAGGAAGUAGGCAUCCCAUGAAAUUCUAGUUUAGUUAUCAAGAGUAUAUAAUGAUGCAAAAGAGCAUCGGUUGAAGUCAAUUGCUUUAUAUUCUUCUACCUCUUCAUCUUUGAGCGAUGGUUUCUUUUCGGAGGGAUUUUGAACUGGUACUGAAGAAACAGUUUUAGCUUCCUGGUCUGUAGGUCUGUUAAGAUUGAGUGAUUUGAGAUUAUUCGGUUUUCAAUCAAAACUAUCCAAUAUUAGCGGUUAAAAUGGAAUACCAAUUCGGUUUUCAUAUGUGUACUGAAUGUGACGAUUGCUUAGUUAUGGUUGCGCCAAUUGAGAUGUGGAAGUUGCAAGAUCAAGAAAAGUUAAGAGUUCGUAGUGAG
Messenger RNA from Oldenlandia corymbosa var. corymbosa, 2793 nucleotides. NCBI's taxonomy places the organism in Eukaryota, Viridiplantae, Streptophyta, Magnoliopsida, Gentianales, Rubiaceae. The record is from the annotation of a GenBank genome assembly.